Molecule: messenger RNA, 761 nt
Organism: Didymodactylos carnosus
Lineage: Eukaryota; Metazoa; Rotifera; Eurotatoria; Philodinida; Philodinidae
Source: the annotation of a GenBank genome assembly
ACAAGUUGCAUUAGUAGGUAAGAAAGAAAUUUAUCCACGAGUUUGUUUGAGCUUAAAUAUGGCAUUCUUUAGGCGGUAGUGGAUGUGGAAAGUCGACAACAGUACAGUUAAUUGAACGCUUUUAUGAUCCAAUGAUAGGCCGAUUAGUAAGUAAAUAAUAAUAGUGUUAUAUCUCGCUCAUCAAACAUAUUCACAUUUUCCUCUUCAAUUAGUUGGCGGAUUCAAAAGAUAUACGAAGUCUUGAUUUGGAAUGGUAUCGAUCACAAAUUGGUAUCGUAUCUCAAGAACCUAUUUUAUUUGAUAUUUCAAUCAAGGAUAAUAUUGCUUAUGGUGAUCAUUCAAGAGUGGUUUCUACCGAUGAAAUAAUAGAGGCAGCUAAAAGUGCUAACAUUCAUGAUUUUAUUCAGCAAUUGCCUGACGGUUAUGAUACUAAUUGUGGGAAUAAAGGAACACAGCUAUCAGGUGGACAGAAACAGAGAAUAGCGAUAGCACGAGCGCUUAUUCGCAAUCCAAAAAUUCUAUUACUCGACGAAGCAACAAGUGCAUUAGAUACAGAAAGUGAAAAAGUUGUACAAGAGGCAUUAGAUCGAGCGCAACAGAAUCGAACAUCGAUAACGAUUGCUCACAGACUUUCAACAAUUCAAAAUGCUGAUUUAAUUUGUGUGCUAAGGCAUGGAGUGAUAGUUGAAAGCGGACGACAUGAUGAGUUAUUAGCUAAACAAGGUUAUUAUUUCAGAUUAGCUCAAAAAAAGCUAAAAUAA